Molecule: messenger RNA, 201 nt
Organism: Perkinsus marinus ATCC 50983
Lineage: Eukaryota; Perkinsozoa; Perkinsida; Perkinsidae
Exons: 1
Coding region: 1-201 (66 amino acids)
Source: RefSeq, a predicted model, not a curated record
AUGGUCAAAGCGACCCCACGAUUCUCUACCACAUAUCAAGGAACGGCUCUUGAUCUCACUGGUCGCCUUUUCUUACUGGAACUCAAGUCUUGUGAGAAUGAAGAGCAGUUCCAACAAAAGCUAAUCAAGACUGCCCAGGAUCUAGAUCUUGAGGAAUUCGAUAGACGAAUUCCUCAAGAUUCCGGUCCGUCGGCGACGUGA